Messenger RNA from Gracilinanus agilis (Agile Gracile Mouse Opossum), 1186 nucleotides. RefSeq names its product nudix hydrolase 7 (gene NUDT7). The transcript has 4 exons. Gene Ontology annotation, biological process: coenzyme A catabolic process; nucleoside diphosphate metabolic process. The record is from RefSeq and is a predicted model, not a curated record. Gene Ontology annotation, molecular function: magnesium ion binding; manganese ion binding; coenzyme A diphosphatase activity. Bases 184 to 912 code for a protein of 242 amino acids. NCBI's taxonomy places the organism in Eukaryota, Metazoa, Chordata, Mammalia, Didelphimorphia, Didelphidae.
GCUAGGUAGACCAGUAGAUAGAGCUUCAGGUCUGAACUUGAGAGGACCUGGUUUCAAAUUUGGCCUCGGGCACUUCCUAGCUGGGUGACCCUGAGCAAAUCAUUUAAUCCCAAUUGCCUAGCCUUUGCCAACCUUCUGUCUUGAUACUAAGAUUAGGGUUUAGGAAAAAAAAAAAAACUACACAUGGAUGAUUUCUUAGAUUAUGGAAUGUCAGAGUUGGAAAGGACCUUAAAAAUUGAAAAUUUGACCAAAGAGACUGCUAAAGCCCGCUUAAAAAAACAUGAUGUUGGAACCAAGUUUUCCCAGUGGUUGUCAACUAAAUCCUCUGUCCUACUACCUUUGUUGUUUAAGGAAGGAAAGCUAUAUCUGCUCUUCACAGUUCGAUCAAAGAAGUUACGUACCUCACCAGGGGAAGUGUGCUUCCCAGGGGGAAAGAGUGAGCCAGGAGACCUAGAUGAAAUAACCACAGCUCUCCGGGAAGCUCAGGAGGAAGUUGGACUUCAGCCACACCAAGUAGAAGUCAUUUGUCGUCUUGUGCCUUUUAUAAACAAGAAUGGUAUUACGAUAACCCCGGUUGUGGGAUUUAUAGACAGUUCAUUCCAGGCCCAACCAAAUCCACAUGAAGUGAGUGAGGUGUUCCUGGUGCCUCUGGAAUAUUUCAUCAAUCCACAUACUCACUAUGCCUUUCGUUCACCUGUUUUUGGUCUUUCUCAUUUCUUUGACUACACAGAUCCCCAAAACAAAUCAACCUAUCAAAUCUGGGGAUUGACAGCAAGACUUGCAUUGCUGACUGCACUCAUUGUUUUUCAAAAGCAACCUUCCUUUGACAUUGAAUAUGACUUCAAUGAUCUGAUUUCAUCCUCUGAGCAAUACUUUCUAAAGAUACAUAGAGCCAUGAAGAGCAAGUUAUAAUAUAGACAUAGAUCUAUCCAGAUACUUGUCUAUGCACCAGAUUGACUUGAAGAAAAAGGAUCCUCCUCCUGGCACCAGAUUUGAUGUUUAUGUUAAAUUAUACUGUAAGAUCCUUGAGAGUACACAUUAUGUUGUUUUUCAUCUUUGUAUUCCCAGUGCCAAGCACAGUGCCUUGCAAAUGGAGGCUUAAUAAAUGUCUAUUAAACUAAAAAAUGUAUUUCUGUGACACAUUGUUUAUAGCAUUGAACUAAUUUGCUUUAAUCAGUAUUAAUUU